GCUAAGUUUCCAACACUUCCCAUGUGAGUGAGUCACUGCACAACUCACUACUUCCUUUCUCUCUCUUUCUUUGGGAUUUUGUGUGCUUGGUUCCAUUCGAUCAAGAGAGCAUUCAUUUUUUUGAUCGUUGGCAUUUGGAAGCGGUGUGCAGAAAAUGGCAAAGAACGUCGGGAUUCUCGCCAUUGACAUCUACUUCCCUCCAGCAUGCGUUCAGCAGGAAGCAUUGGAGACUCAUGAUGGUGCCAGCAAAGGGAAGUACACCAUUGGGCUUGGCCAAGAUUGCAUGUCGUUCUGUACCGAAGUGGAAGAUGUCAUCUCAAUGAGUUUGACAGUGGUUACUUCUCUUCUUGAGAAGUAUGGAAUUGAUGCUAAACAAAUUGGUCGCCUCGAAGUUGGAAGUGAGACUGUGAUAGACAAAAGCAAAUCCAUCAAAACAUUCCUUAUGCAGAUCUUUGAGAAAUGCGGAAAUACUGACAUUGAGGGUGUUGAUUCAACUAAUGCAUGCUAUGGGGGAACUGCCGCCCUGUUUAACUGUGUCAAUUGGGUGGAGAGCAACUCAUGGGAUGGACGCUACGGACUUGUUGUCUGCACUGACAGUGCUGUCUAUGCUGAAGGACCUGCUCGACCUACUGGAGGAGCUGCUGCUAUUGCCAUGCUAGUUGGUCCUGAUGCUCCCAUUUCUUUUGAAAGCAAAUAUAGAGGAAGUCAUAUGUCUCAUGUUUAUGAUUUUUACAAGCCGAAUCUUGCUAGUGAAUAUCCAGUUGUUGAUGGAAAGCUUUCACAAACUUGUUACCUCAUGGCUCUUGAUUCUUGCUACAAGAGUUUCUGUCACAAGUAUGAGAAAUUCGAGGGAAAACAAUUUUCUCUUUCUGAUGCGGCAUACUUUGUUUUUCACUCACCAUACAACAAGCUUGUACAGAAGAGUUUUGCUCGGCUGUAUUUUAAUGACUUUUUGAGGAAUGCCAGCUCUGUGGAUGAGAAUGCCAAAGAAAAGCUGGGACCUUUUGCAAAUUUAUCUGGUGAUGAGAGUUACCAAAGUCGGGAUCUUGAAAAGGCAUCCCAGCAAGUUGCGAAGCCUCUGUAUGACGAGAAGGUACAGCCAACAACCUUGAUUCCAAAGCAAGUCGGCAACAUGUACACUGCGUCACUCUAUGCAGCAUUUGCAUCCCUUAUUCACAACAAACAUAGCACAUUGGCUGGUAAGAGGGUGAUAUUAUUCUCAUACGGAAGUGGCUUAACUUCCACAAUAUUUUCUUUGCAAUUGCGAGAUAUUCAACAUCCAUUUAGCUUGUCAAACAUCGCUAGAGUGAUGGAUGUCGAUGGAAAAUUGAAGUCAAGACACGAGUUUCCACCGGAGAAGUUUGUUGAAACCCUGAAGGUAAUGGAGCAUAGGUAUGGCGCUAAGGAAUUUGUGACAAGCAAGGACAGUAGCCUUUUAUCUCCGGGCACAUUCUAUCUCACUGAAGUUGACUCCAUGUAUCGGAGAUUUUAUUCAGAGAAAACUAAAGAAAGCCGUUCUACUCCCGCCGUGAACGGUGUGAUUUCUAAUGGUGUGAUCGCUAAUGGCCACUAAUGUUGAAAAUGUACAAUGAAGAAGGGUAUUGUUAUUUGUGGUUCUGAUCCUAGGUAAUCAUUUAUGGGUGCUGAGUGUUUUUGGUUAUAAUAUUUUAUGCUACUAGAUGUAUUCACUCAAGUCUAAAUUUUAUUUUAUUUUUGGUAUUUUUUCUUUUUUUCAUUUUAUGAAUGAGAAUCAGUUGAAUAAGAAUAAAUUGUAAUAACUUUGUUUAUUUUA
Messenger RNA from Vigna radiata var. radiata (mung bean), 1792 nucleotides. Its product is annotated as hydroxymethylglutaryl-CoA synthase. The record is from RefSeq and is a predicted model, not a curated record. The coding region runs from base 155 to 1573 and encodes 472 amino acids. Gene Ontology annotation, molecular function: hydroxymethylglutaryl-CoA synthase activity. The transcript has 12 exons. Lineage: Eukaryota; Viridiplantae; Streptophyta; Magnoliopsida; Fabales; Fabaceae. Gene Ontology annotation, biological process: acetyl-CoA metabolic process.